UCGUAAAAUACUAUUCCCUGCAACCCUUUAUGCCCUUCAAUCCCUUUGCAGCUUCUGUCAAGUGAACACGAAAAUUUCCACCAGCGCGACACUAACUACCCUGUAAUACACACAAAUUUACAUAAACCGUGAAAUCUACUACAUACAUACGUUAACAUUUCAUAAAUAUGUCGCUGCAAAACGGUUACAAAUCGCAAAACUGGUUGAAUUACCGACCCUUGGCCACCAAAUUUCACCCCGACGAUGCCAAAUUGGCUUUCGAAAUGUCCGACGAGCUGGUUGACCGCCACUUCAUUUUGCGAAAUACGACGCCGUCUGGCGACUUUUGCUACGCCCUGGUCUCACUCCACACGGAAAUCGUGUCCGGAAAGUCGCCCGUUUUGGAUCGGUUGAUCAACUCGGAGAUUGGAAGGUUGUACGAGUACAAUGAUGCCUUUGACAAUUUGAAGGAACUCCACUUUCGCAGAAUGCUUGGCUUUUUCUACGGAUAUCACAUGAACUACAUCGUGGACAAUCAGGAACUCGUCGAGCUUUACGAGGUGGCGAAACUCUUCGAGGCCAAGUCGGUGAUGGAUUUCUGCGUGAAAAAAAUUAUCUCCGCCAGACUUGCGAUAUUAUCAUCGUCCCCUGUGGGUGGAUCGUCAUCGUCAUGGUCACAGUGA
This is a messenger RNA of Folsomia candida, 662 nucleotides long. RefSeq lists its product as uncharacterized. The transcript has 3 exons. The record is from RefSeq and is a predicted model, not a curated record. NCBI's taxonomy places the organism in Eukaryota, Metazoa, Arthropoda, Collembola, Entomobryomorpha, Isotomidae. Bases 168 to 662 code for a protein of 164 amino acids.